Molecule: messenger RNA, 1183 nt
Organism: Effrenium voratum
Lineage: Eukaryota; Dinophyceae; Suessiales; Symbiodiniaceae
Source: the annotation of a GenBank genome assembly
CUAUAGGAGACAUAGAGAUCCUGAGCCCUCCGUCGCAAUGGUCACCAAGUGCCACCUGAAGCUCGGCCGCUGCCGUUCCCAGGAGCCACUGGUGCCGAAGGACCUCUGGAGCUCCCUGCCCCUGUGGAUCGCCCUGCAUGCGGAAAGGGGGAAGAUGCCCAAGUGCUGGGAGGGGCACCGCCUCUACGCUGAGAAGGCGAGCAGGGCCCAUCCGGAGUGCACCUACUGCCAGAAGGUUGGCCGCGGCUCUGUGCUGAUUUGCCGCAAGUGUCCCUGGUGGCUGAUCUGCAGCUCCUGCGCACGGCGUCCUCGGCUGCCUCCGUUGCAGUGCGACCCCCUGUUCUUCGGCCCCAGCACACCCCGGCUACUGCCCGCGCUCACAGAGAGCUCGCAGCUUUCGACGCGCGGCAGUGUGGUGAUUUGCCCUGGGGGCAACUACCAGUUCUUGGUGCCUCAUGAAGGCAUGCCUGUCGCUGAGUACUUCGCGCAACAGGGCUUCCGGGCCUACGUGCUCCGGUACCGGCUGCUCCCAGAGUUCACCUUGCAGGACAUGAUGUGUGACCUGGGUGCCGCAGCGAACCUGCUGCGAAGCAAAGGCCCCGUGUGCGCCAUGGGCUUCUCCGCCGGCGGGCACCUGGUGGCCUCUCUGGGGACCCAAAGACCGCUGGACGCGCAGGUCCUGGUCUAUCCUUGCAUCGACGGCUCUGACUGGGCCGAAGAGGACAACUGCGGCUUCUGGGGCGAGGAUUUCGAGCAGUGCCUCGCUCAGGGCCAGUCGUUGCUCUCAACGCGGAAGAAGCUGCUGGGCGGGCGAGGGCUGAAGGCGCCUCCCAGCUUCCUGGUGGCCUCCACGAAGGAUGAGGCCUCGCCCCCCAAGAAGCACACGGACCCCUACGCGCAGGCCCUGGCGAAGCGCGGCAUCCAUUGCACCUACCUGCGCCGGGACUUUGGCCCCCACGGCUUCGGUUUGGCCGGGGGCUGGCCGGAGGAGUGCAUGGCUUGGCUGCGCCAGCGAGGUUUCGGGCCUGAGGAUUGAGGGCGGGAGCCCGAGCCGGAGCCCGGCUUUCAGAUGGCAGGGCUCCGACUCCUAAACCUGAGCGCGCGGGAAUUCGAGCGGGAAAGCAGCAGACACCCGGGUUCCCUUUAGGUCCCCUGUGAGUAUCACCUAAAGGGCGAACCCACC